AUGCUGUCGAGAAGAUCGCUUUCACUUGCGAGCUCCUCCCGCAUCGCCAGCUGGACUUGCGCUUCGAUCUCGACCAGGGUCACAGCAACAAAAGUAGCAACAGCAGCAGCGCUGAGCACCCCGGCUUGCCUCUCUCGCAGUAUCGCUACCAAUCCAUCUCUGGCUUCGGGGCGUGAAGGUGGGAGACCAUCAUUCUCCUCAAACUGCGACAACGACCGCUCGGACUAUCGCCCGCGUCGCAGAGACGACGGUGCUUCGGCACCGUCGACUCAACGUUCCGGUGGAUCUAACCACGGCAACCCGGUGGCGCAGUACAGCCGCAAUCAGCGCUUUGCCGCCGACGGGACGAGGAAGCGGCUGCCGCAUCCGAACGCCAAGCCGCGCUCCAGUCACGGUCAAGGCCAAGGUUCGAACAAUCAGAAUCGCAACGAUCAGCGUUUGCCGAGGCAAAGGGAUGGGUCUCCUCGCACCAACAACAAUAACAGCAACGGCAGCGGGGAUAGGGGCGAGAGAUACUCGUCACGACGCACUAACGACGACUCCUCACUCAAGUUUGGCUCAGCUACGUCAUCAUCGUCAGGUGCAGAUGCAGCUGCGAAGAGAGACUCGACGUUCUCGAGAUUGAAAGCGCGCAGCAACACGACGCCGGACGACGUUGACAACAGUACUCGGGGCAGAGACUCGGACCGGUUCGGAGAGCCAGCAGGUGGCGAGAUCGACAGUCCCAGUCCACCCCGCGGUGCGAAUGAAGGCUUUUCAGAGGGAAAGAGUAGCGUCGACAAAUCAGAUCGACACCACACUGCCAAGCAUAAGAAAAAGGAAGGUCGAGGAUCCUUACUGGAUCGUGAUUCCGAACAGCGUGACCGCAACUCUCGGCGGUCUUCCGCCAGCUCUACAACUCCUGGUCGACAAACGCGAAGUCAGUCUCAGCCUUUAGCCCCGGACACCCACGCCAACACGUCCGUGCCUACCCCACGGAUCAAACCCAAGCUCCUCCCCAAGGUCGAGCGCAACAUCUUCCUGCCCAGCGUCAUCUCGGUCGUCAUGCUCGCCACGCGCAUGGAGAAGAAGCUGCGCGCGGUCCAGGAUGUCAUGACGGAGCUCGGCAUGCAGGACACCCGACCGGACCUGAUGCUCAAGUUUGAAGAUGCAGAGAUGAUUGCGGCGGAACUCAACGUCGUUGCGAUCCCGAACGAGGAUGCGAGUUUCGACAUUUACCCUCGACCUCCGCCGAGCUCGCCGGAAGAGGCUGCGAGCUUCCCGCUGCGUCCGCCCGUGGUGACCAUCAUGGGGCAUGUCGACCACGGCAAGACGACGCUGCUCGACAAGCUGCGCAGCACUUCAGUGGCGCAGGGCGAGGCGGGCGGGAUUACGCAACACAUCGGUGCGUUUUCGGUUCCCAUCACCGGCCGCGAGCAGGACAAAGGCAAAAAGAAAGGCUACAAGGGCAUCCAGACCAUCACGUUCCUCGAUACGCCCGGUCAUGCCGCCUUCACCGCGAUGCGCAGCCGCGGCGCCAUGGUCACCGACAUUGUCGUGCUCGUCGUUGCUGCAGACGACGGCGUCAUGCCGCAAACGCGCGAAGUGAUCCAGCUCGUCCAUAACGCCAAUGCCGACGUUGACGCUUCGGACAUCGCCUCCACGCAGCCGCCCGUGCAGCUCGUUGUGGCGCUCAACAAGAUCGACAAGCCCGACGCGGACCCGGAGCGCGUCAAGCGCGAACUGCUCGCCGCGGGCGUCGAACUCGAAGAGCUCGGCGGCGACGUCCCCUGUGUCCACGUCUCUGGCAAAACCGGCAAAGGGCUCGACGAGCUCGAAGAGACCGUGGCGACACUCGCCGAGCUCGCAGAUCUGCGUGCCGAACGGACCGGGUUGCCGGAGGGGUACGUGAUCGAGUCGAAAGUCGACAAAGGUCGCGGGAACGUCGCUACGGUACUGAUCAAGCGCGGCGUGCUCGAGAAGUCGUCCUGCGUCGUGGCGGGGACGGCGUGGUGCAAAGUGCGUCAGAUUCUGCAUUCCAGUGGCAAGCCUCUCGCUCAAGCGCUGCCGGGCGACCCCGUGCUGGUGACUGGGUGGAGAGAGUUGCCCACGGCGGGGGACAUGCUGUUGGGGGGAACGGAUGAAGGGUCGUGCAAGAAGGCGACCGAGAACCGCAAGCAGCUCCUGGAACAGAAACGGUUGAUGCAGGAUGUCGAGCAGAUUAACGAGGCACGCAGGAUGAAAGCGGAGCAGGAGGAGGCUGAAGCCAAGAAGGAGUUUGAGGAGAGGCAGAGGCGGAGGGCGAUUCGCAUUGCCGCCGACGACGGCAAGGAUCCGUUGGCUGUGCUGGCUGCGCUCGACGGAAGUGCUUCUGCGGCCAACGCGGGUGGUGAUGCUGCAGCUGAGCUUGCAGGGGAAGAAGCAAGUGUCGAUCCAGCUACAGCAGCAGCGACGACAGGCGGCAGCGAAGCACGGAAGCUGCUCAACGUAAUCGUCAAAGCCGACUUCAGCGGUACAGUCGAAGCCGUCGUGGGUGCCAUCUCUUCCAUUGGCAACGCCGAAGCCGGCGUGAAAAUCGUCUCGGCCAGCGUCGGCGAGCCGUCAGAAUCUGACGUCGCCAAAGCCGCCGCCCUCUCGGCCACCAUCAUCGGCUUCAACGUCACGCCCUCGAAAUCCGUCCUGCAAUCCGCCGCACGCGCCCAACCCAACCCGGUCCCCGUCAUCGUCUCGGACGUCAUCUACCGCCUGAUGGAAACCGUCUCCUCGCACGUAUCCGCCCUCCUGCCCCCACUCACAGAGGCACGCGUCCACGGCGAGGCCUCGGUCAGCCAAAUCUUCGAAAUCAACAUCAAGGGCAAGACGUUCAAGAAAAUCGCAGGCUGCAGGGUUACCAACGGCACGAUCGCCAAGAGCAAUCUGGUGCGCGUGCUCAGAGGAGAGAAACGGGCCGAGGUGUUCAGAGGCAAGUUGGACGAGUUUAAGCAUUUGAAGAAGGACGUGAGCGAGAUGCGGAAGGGGACAGAGUGCGGGAUGUCGUUCGAAGGGUGGCAGGAUUUGAAGGAGGGGGACGUCGUGCAGAGUUUCAGUGAGGUCGAGGUGGCGAGGAGCUUGUAA
Messenger RNA from Sporisorium graminicola, 3093 nucleotides. RefSeq lists its product as uncharacterized. The record is from RefSeq and is a predicted model, not a curated record. The transcript has a single exon. NCBI's taxonomy places the organism in Eukaryota, Fungi, Basidiomycota, Ustilaginomycetes, Ustilaginales, Ustilaginaceae. Gene Ontology annotation, molecular function: GTPase activity; GTP binding. The coding region runs from base 1 to 3093 and encodes 1030 amino acids.